This is a messenger RNA of Cyphomyrmex costatus, 842 nucleotides long. Its product is annotated as THAP domain-containing protein 3-like. Bases 32 to 307 code for a protein of 91 amino acids. The record is from RefSeq and is a predicted model, not a curated record. NCBI's taxonomy places the organism in Eukaryota, Metazoa, Arthropoda, Insecta, Hymenoptera, Formicidae. Gene Ontology annotation, molecular function: sequence-specific DNA binding. The transcript is spliced from 4 exons.
UAAUUCAAUAUUGAAACAAUUAAAUAUUCCAAUGCGUUUUAAGCCUCGUUUUUGUGCAUAUUGCAAACGGAAACGUAUACGUCAAUCUGGAUAUUCCUUUUUCAAGUUUCCAUUGGAUAAAUCAAAACUUUUAAAGAAGUGGCUUGAUAGCAUGGGAAUCAAGAAUUGGACUCCUGACAAAAGCAGUGUUUUAUGCUCGGACCAUUUUGACCAAACUUGUUUACGCAAGAUAGGAGAAAAAUAUUUCACGUUAAAAGAUGGAAGCAUUCCAACGAUAUUUAAUAAGAAGAUCCUCUUCAUGAAGUAAAGCUUGAUCAAAAUUUAAAAAAGAAUCAGAAGAUAUAUUUUAAGAAUAAUAAGACUGACUCUCCACAAAAGGCUUCUUGCAAUAAAUCAAUCCAAACUUACUCAGACGAUGAAGAUAUAGAUAGAUUAGCAAUAUCUAAUAAAAUUGUAGACCUUGAUCAUCAUUACCAUAUUUCUCCAUCAAGACUAAUUGACAAGCUUAAUAGAAGAGUAGAGCUUAGUAGAGCUUUAAGAAAAAGACGAGAAACAUUAAAGAAGAGACAACACAAGAUUCAACUUUAAAGACAACAGCUUUGACGUUUUAAAAAUUGUAUAACGAAUUUAAAAGGAACAAUAAAGGAAUUACAAUGCCAACACAUGAUGAAAAAUGUUUGAACUGUAUGUCUGUGGUUAGAACGGACAGAAUAUCCGGAUGAGAUAAAAUAUGGAAAUGUCUGAAUUGAAAACAACUGUGUUAUAUAUUAUGGAAUAUGGAAAAAUCGAUUGCAUAAAGAACAUUAACGAUUAAUUUUGACAUAUAUGUAUUAUAUUUACAC